AUGACGGCACAACAACGAGGACCAACUAACUUUUCUAUUGUAGCCCAGUGGGCCAGCCUUUGACUUCGCCCACACACAAUAAAUCUGCUUGUAUCUAUAAACUACAAGUAAUAAUCCUCUGUAUGUCUACUGUCUCGCGCUUUCUCAUUGCAAAAGGGGCUCGCCGCCGGCUCGCUCGGCAUGGCCGUCCUCCUCCUCCCCCCUUGCCUCGUCUUUCUCCUCCUCCAGCUAUUUUCCGCGCCGUCAGACGGCGCCACCGCCGAGUACGCGGAGUACACGUGCAAUGGGACCACGGGCAACUUCACCUCCGGCAGCGCGUUCGCCGCCAACCUGGACCGCCUCGUCGCCGAGCUGCCGGGCAACGCCUCCGCCUCCCCGUUGCUCUUCGCGUCGGCAUCCGCCCCCGGCUCCGCCGACGCCGACACCGCGUACGGCCUCGCGCUGUGCCGCGGGGACGUGACGGACGCGCGGGCCUGCUCGGCCUGCCUGGCGGACGCCUUCUCCCGCCUGCGCCGCCUGUGCGGCGGGGACCGGGACGCCACGUUCUACGCCGACCUGUGCACGGCGCGGUACUCGGGCGCCGACUUCAUGGCGCGCCCCGACGACAACUCCCCCGUCGUGAACGGCAUGGACGCGAACGCGUCCACGUACCCCGGGUGGGACGCGGCCAACGCCACCAGCCGGAGCUUCUUCCUCUCCCUCGUGGGGACGCUGUUCGGCGAGAUGUCCAUGUACGGCGCGUACAACUCGUCGCGCCGCCUCGCCACCGCCGUCAUGUUCAUCAACGCGGGCCUGCCCACCGUGUACGGCCUCGCGCAGUGCACCCCGGACCUCGCGCCCGCGCAGUGCUGGCACUGCUUCCAGGGCCUCGGCGACCUCAACCGCCAGUGGUACGACGGACGCGAGGGCGGGCGCGUCUCCGGCGUCCGCUGCAGCUUCCGCUACGAGGGCUACCAGUUCUACCAGGGCACGCCGGACGUCAGGAUCGGCCUGCAAGGUGGCCCGUCCUCCUCGCCGGACGAUGAUGGAACCAGUGCAAGCAACCACAAAAAGGUCUUAAUCAUCGCUCUUGUCGUACCAAUCGCUCUUGUCUGUGGCGUGCUGGUCGCCGGCCUUCUCCUCACCAGAGCACAAAGGAAACGAGCCGGAAAGACGAGGCUGCCGACGCAGAUGCAUUCUAGAAACAGCUCCAAGACGGAGGAGGCGCUGAAGCUGUGGCGGAUCGAGGAGAGGAGCUCGGAGUUCACGCUCUACGACUUCGCCGAGCUGGCGGCCGCGACGGCUGACUUCUCCGACGACAACCUGCUCGGCAAAGGCGGCUUCGGCCCCGUCUACAAGGGGAAGCUGGCGGACGGCGCGGAGGUCGCGGUGAAGCGGCUGGCGGCGCACUCCGGGCAGGGCCUGGAGGAGUUCAAGAACGAGAUCCAGCUGAUCGCCAAGCUGCAGCACACCAACCUGGUGCGCCUGCUGGGCUGCUGCGUGCAGGAGGAAGAGAAGAUGCUGGUGUACGAGUACAUGCCCAACCGCAGCCUGGACUGCUUCAUCUUCGACCAGCAGCGGGGGCCAUUGCUGGACUGGGAGAAGCGGCGCCGUAUCAUCGAGGGGAUCGCGCAGGGGCUGCUCUACCUGCACAGGCACUCGCGGGUGCGCAUCAUCCACCGGGACAUGAAGGCUAGCAACAUCCUGCUGGACAAGGACAUCAACCCCAAGAUCUCCGACUUCGGCAUGGCCAGGAUCUUCGGGUCCAACAUGACGGAAGCCAACACCAACAGGGUCGUCGGAACAUAUGGCUACAUGGCUCCCGAGUACGCUUCCGAGGGCAUCUUCUCGGUCAAGUCGGACGUGUACAGCUUCGGCGUGUUGCUGCUGGAGAUUGUCAGUGGCAAGAGGAACAGCGGCCACCACCAGCACCAGUACGGCGACUUCAUCAACCUCCUCGGAUACGCCUGGCAGCUAUGGAGGGAAGGGAGGGCGUUCGAGCUGAUCGACCCGACGCUGGGAGAGUGCACCGAGGUGGCCGACAUCGUUCGGUGCGUCAAGGUGGCGCUGCUGUGCGUGCAGGACAGCGCCACGGACCGGCCCACCAUGACCGACGUGACGGCGAUGCUGGCAAGCAGGGAUGGUGGUGCGGCGGCGUCGCUGCCGGACCCGAGACGCCCGCCGCACUUCUCGCUCAGGGUCAGCAGCAGCGACGACGGGUCGUCGGAGGUGCGGACGCGGUCGCACGGCACCGCGUCGUUCAGCACCAACGACCUCACCAUCACCACCGUCCAAGAUGGCAGAUGAUGCAUGCAUGACCGGCGUAUUAGGUAGUGUUAAGUUUGCUCCUAGAGCUUAGUUCAGAAUGGAAUGACUCCGUAUUUGUUUGUUUUUUUACGGUAAACGGGGUAGAGGGUCCCACCUGAUUUUCAUUGUAUAAGUCGUAAGAACAACCACUUACAUUGAGAGCUAGUUUAGGAGUCCAAAAAUCGGAGUAAUUUGAGAGGCUAAAAUCACCUUCGUAUCUAUCUAAAAUUGAAUAAGGUGGAGAUUUUAGCCCCUCUAAUUCACUCUGAUUUUAUGGCUCUCAAACUAGCCCUCAAGGGUGUUACUUCUUAAGACACAUAGAAGGAGGGUACAUGAGGCUAGGGAGGGUUCAUGAUAUUCCUCAGGUCUCAGUGGAGGAAAAUUCUUACCUUACUUCUGAGUUCAGUGAAGAUGAAAUUAGGAAAGCGAUUUUCCAAAUGCAGCAUAAUAAGGCGCCGGGCCCUGAUGGCUUCCCGGCCGAGUUUUUUCAA
This is a messenger RNA of Zea mays, 2777 nucleotides long. Its product is annotated as cysteine-rich receptor-like protein kinase 10. NCBI's taxonomy places the organism in Eukaryota, Viridiplantae, Streptophyta, Magnoliopsida, Poales, Poaceae. Gene Ontology annotation, biological process: protein phosphorylation. Gene Ontology annotation, cellular component: plasma membrane. Bases 181 to 2286 code for a protein of 701 amino acids. The record is from RefSeq and is a predicted model, not a curated record. Gene Ontology annotation, molecular function: protein serine/threonine kinase activity; ATP binding. The transcript is spliced from 6 exons.